AUACCGGUAUCGGUUGGGAAUGAUUAUAACGUAUGUCAUGCAUAAGGGUAUUUAAAAGAAUUUAGUUGGGAUUCUUUCUGUAUGGAGCAGAAAUCAUAAUUGGAUAAAAAUAUUUAGAUAUAAAAAUGACUCAGAUAAGACGCAUGUUCCUUUUAUCAAUCAUGAUAAUAUCAGUAAUUGGGAACCAAUCAAUGUCUUGUACGUACAGAAGGAAUAUAAAACAUAAGCUGAUUGCUCAUUGUGAAAAUCAAGGUUUUACUUCUGUGCCAAGGAAUCUUAGUCGAGAUAUUAAUGAGUUACUUCUUUCAAAUAACUUGAUACGCAAGCUCCAAAACGAUUCAUUCGUCCAUUAUGCGAAAAUGGAAAUCUUGAUCUUGAGCAAGAAUCUAAUAUCUGAAAUCCAGGAGGAUGCUUUUGCUGGACUGCAUUUGCUUAAAGUUUUGAAGGUAAAUGAUAAUUUGAUUUACAUCACAAUUCUUCCAAAGGGAGUUUUCGGACAUCUUAUUUAUCUUAUUGAUCUGGAUAUAAGUCGAAAUAACAAGCCAUUGAACAAAAACACUACGUUUGUGUAUCCUGAUGGUGCAUUUUCUACAUUGCGUUCCUUGCAAAAUCUUUCAAUUGAUUUAUUCAUGUUCCCUGAAUUUGGAGCAGGAUUUAGUUCCCUUCAAAACCUUACUGUUUUGAAAUUUGUUCGAUGUUAUUUAAGAAAUAGCAGCGGAUUUCGGCUAUUGAAUUCAACAUUUAAACAUUUCUCAUCAAACCUGAAAGAAGUCUAUAUCAGCGGCUGUCGCCAUUUUUUUCUACUCGAAGAUGGAUUGUUGGAAUUCUUUCCUCAAUUAAAAAUUUUAGAUCUGUCCGAAUCAUACGUACACUUGUAUCAAGCAUUACGUAUUCUUCAUCCGUUUCAGAAUAAGAACAUGUCCGUUAUAAACUUUCACCACAUAAGUGAUAGUUCAAUCAAUGAAGACGAUUACCCGUACUCUGUUGUUAUAACAGUAGAAUUAAUAAAAUAUUUAAGAACUAUCUGUAUUGAAGCAUUGGACUUGUCGAAAACAGGAAUCGUAGAUUACCAGCAAAAUUCGCUGUUUUCGUUUGAACAUCCAGCAUGUUUCAAAACUUUCAUUAUAUCCGCUAAUAGACUACCUGCAACGACUACAUAUUCCAAUCAAGUCUAUAAUUUUUUCAUAAACGCUAUUAACAUGAAGGUUUACGAUUGUUCAUACCUGACUAUAGAUUAUGCUCAUCCUGUCUAUAUAAACGUAUACCACACGGAAGAUUUUUAUCAUUUUCCAAAAAGUACGAAAUAUUUUCAAAUUCCUCCGCGUUGGGACAUAAACUAUAGCCUUCCAGCAUCAAUAGAAUUUCUUAGAUUUACUCAUAUACAAAUCGCCCCUUCUUCAGCUCAUAUAAUAUGUACCAACACAUCGCUUAAAUAUCUAGAUGUAUCAUUUGGUGUUUACCAACGUUAUCCAGAUUUGGCUGAAGACUGUGGAAAGCAGCUUGAAUAUUUGGACAUUUCUGGAAUUCCAGUAGCAUUUAUUACAUUUCCAUCAAUAUUUUUGCCAAAACUCUCCAUACUAAAAAUGACGAAUGCACGCAUCGACCAAAUUGUACUUAAAGGUAAAAAAUGGAUGUCUUUUCGAGCUCCUGAGUUGAGAGAAGUAGACAUAUCUUUUAAUAGUAUUUGGACGUUGGGGGAAACAACAUCCUUCGAGCAGCCACAUAUAACGCAUUUAAAUAUGUCAAAUAACCUAUUCAGGACCAUUCCUACGUUUGUUACAAAGCUUCAAAAGUUAGAAUUUUUGGACCUUUCCAAUAAUUUGAUUACUUCUAUUGACGAUAACGUAAGGCUUUGGUUGGAUAAAAUGGUCCAUUCAAAUCGUUUUCCUAUCCUAAAUUUGGAUAACAAUGCUUUUAUUUGCUCGUGUGACACUCUGGAUUUUCUCCAGUGGUUUGAAAAUACAAACGUAACAUUUUAUAACGGAGGUAAUUAUACCUGUAUCAUGUCAAAAAACAAGCAGCAAAUCCGAUUAAGGGAAGUAUCAAACAAUACAAAGAAGUACUUCGCAGACUGCAAAGCAACUGUAUGGCUUUAUGUUGGUAUAGCACUGGUUGCUAGUGCCUUUGGUAUUUUCGUACCUCUUUCCCUUCUUUAUAACUAUAGAUGGAAUAUCAUUCUUUACAUGUAUAGGAAAGUCCGGCGUGUUGUUGAGAAAAAUUUACACGAAAACUAUAUGUACGACGCAUAUGUUUCCUAUGAAGACCGAAGCGUAGCGUGGAUACAAAAGUUUCUUCUACCAAAAAUUGAAGAUGAUUGGGGACUUAAAGUGUUCUUACAUGAUCGAGACCUUCUUCCUGGAGAUCUUACUGCAGAUGCAAAAGCAGAAUCAAUUCAGCAAAGUAGGCAUGUUGUUUUCAUCAUAACUGAACAUUUUACGGAAGGAAAGUGGGGUAGAUUCGAAAUAGAAAGAGCAAAGUAUGAAAAAUAUACUACAAACCUGAGAAAAAUAAUUGUCAUUUUACAAAAUAUUCGAAUCAAGGAUAUUCCAGACGAAAUUGUAAAUAUUUCAAAUGAUGUAUGUUUCAUUGAAAUGGCUUUGGACGAAAACGAAACUGGUAACCGUACAGAUAAUCAAAGUCAUUGGCUUAAGCUAAAGUCUCUGCUUUAUCUAAGUUAGAAAAUAUGAAUGUUUGGUGAACAAAAAAAUAAAAAUUUUCAGAGUAAAAUUAAAAAAUGUAAUAAAAUCAUAGGAGAUAUAUUGGGUUACUGAAAAACAUAUUUUGAAUAAAGUCAGACACAAAAAAAGACAAACAAAAAACUUUUAAACCGAAAAAUUAAGUUUGAGCUACACUAACCCUUCAAAAACUGUGGAUGUAUUCAUAUGAUUCCUAAUUGUAAGCAGAUUCUGCACAACAGGUUGCAAUUGUCGUGUUGUUAUUAAGACGUGUAAUUUGCGACGACAAGUGUCAUUCGGUGAUGUAAUAUUCAUAAAUUGAGGACUGAAUUGUGGCUUCUAAGAAUUGCAGAAAUAUAUAAUUAUUUUGAGCAUUUGGUAAACAAAAACUUGUAAAUGUAUCUGACAAUACAAAUUCAACUAGCUUUAUCAAAUUGCUUAGGAAAAUGUCAAUACGUGGAUGUAACCAGGUGCGCGAAGUAUGUAAGCAGUUCAUGCUCUACUAGUGGUUAUUUUGAUGUCGCUCAAGACAUAUUUAACAUAUUGACCCAUCUGCAGUCGUUGCUGAUACAUGUUUUCUAAAGCUGCCAAACCAGAUAUGUAGAGUCCGUAUAUAUAUAUUGUCCAGAAACUAACCAACGAAAUACAGAAAGGUUUAUCAUUUUGGUUGUAUUUACACAACAGUGUAAAAAUCAGGAAAACAAAGUAUUGGAAGAUCGCAAAAGAUCUUAGACUUUAAACUACUUUUGUACGAUCAACGAGAAAUAGUCAACCAAAGAACACAAACUAGCUCUAAAACACUCAUCUCUAAUUUCCUUUGUCUAUAAAAAAAAAUAGAUGUCUGUGGAUAGAUGGUCUUUGACAAAGAUGAAAUCACAUUCAAUUAAUUUGUUAGCAACAUUUUGAUACAUACAUACUGUCCUAGCUAGUUGGCUGAUGCAAAAAUGUGUAACAGAAUUAUUAAAUAGGUUUUUAUCACUCUC
This is a messenger RNA of Mytilus californianus (California mussel), 3658 nucleotides long. RefSeq names its product toll-like receptor 2. The transcript has a single exon. Gene Ontology annotation, cellular component: membrane. Gene Ontology annotation, molecular function: protein binding; transmembrane signaling receptor activity. Gene Ontology annotation, biological process: toll-like receptor signaling pathway; immune response. The coding region runs from base 126 to 2678 and encodes 850 amino acids. Lineage: Eukaryota; Metazoa; Mollusca; Bivalvia; Mytilida; Mytilidae. The record is from RefSeq and is a predicted model, not a curated record.